This is a messenger RNA of Zerene cesonia (dogface butterfly), 1601 nucleotides long. It is a transcript of the gene HnRNP-K, whose product is annotated as heterogeneous nuclear ribonucleoprotein K. Gene Ontology annotation, cellular component: nucleus; cytoplasm. Gene Ontology annotation, biological process: regulation of transcription by RNA polymerase II; regulation of mRNA splicing, via spliceosome. Gene Ontology annotation, molecular function: mRNA binding. The transcript is spliced from 11 exons. Lineage: Eukaryota; Metazoa; Arthropoda; Insecta; Lepidoptera; Pieridae. Bases 189 to 1310 code for a protein of 373 amino acids. The record is from RefSeq and is a predicted model, not a curated record.
UCGUGGCUGUAUUUCGAUUCUAAUUUGCCAUUGCCGCCAUUUUUAUUGUUUUAGCGUUACUAUUUCAAUAAUAGUAUUUUUUUGUAUUUAAUUAAAAGUUGUGUUUUGUGUUUACCUUCACUCAAAUAUCAAGGUACGCACUUCGAGCAGUUCAGACACGGAUUACAUAGAGGAGGUAUAUAUUCAAGAUGAAACGCGAAGCGCAUGGAGAUGAUGGCCCCAUACAAAAGCGUCACCGGCAUACUGAAGAGGAGCUCACCUUCCUUAUACCGAGUAAGGUGGCGGGCUCAAUAAUUGGGAAAGGGGGAUCGAAUAUUUCAAAGCUGAGAAGUCAGUUUAAAGCCUCUAUAACAGUCCCCGAUUGCCUCGGCCCCGAACGUGUACUCACAAUUACUGCUGGGGAUUUGGAUACGAUAAUGGAUAUCGUGAGAGAGAUCUUGCCAAACUUAGCUGAUGCGACCAAGGGUGGCAGCGAUGAUUUGGAUGUCCGUCUACUGAUACACCAGAGCAGGGCUGGCUGCGUCAUUGGCAAGGCUGGCUCCAAGAUCAAGGAACUGAGAGAGAAAACCGGCGCCCGCCUGAAGAUAUUCUCGAACCCGGCGCCGCAGAGCACGGAGCGCGUGGUGCAGCUCGUCGGCCGGAAGGAGGCCAUCGCGGCCGGCAUCCGGGAGGUGCUCGAGCUUAUACAGCAGGUGCCCAUCAGAGGUCCCGUGCAGAACUACGAUCCACACAACUAUGACGAUUUCUACGCUGAAGAAUACGGCGGAUUUGGCAACGGGCAAGAGGGCAGAGGCCCCAGAGGGCCCCCAGGACGGGGUCCUAGGCCUCCGGUUGGACCUGGAAAUAGGGGGCCACCGCCUCGCGGAGGACCUCCAAUGUCUAGAAACGGCCCGCCACCGAGACCCUUCAAUGACUUCAACUCUUCCGGCCCCAGGGGCAACUUUGGACCUCCCCGGGGAGGAUUUAGCAGUAGCAGCAGCAGUGGUGGUGGCGGCUUUGGAGGAAACCGCAGUGGUGGUGGCGGUGGUAGCAGCUUUAAUAGCAGUAACAGUAGUCAGCAAGAGACGACCACGCAAGUCACUAUUCCAAAAGAUCUAGCGGGCGCGAUAAUCGGCAAAGCGGGAUCCCGGAUCCGCAAGAUCCGCGCCGAGAGCGGCGCGUCCAUCGAGAUCGCGGAGCCGCUGGCCGGCGCGAGCGACCGCGUCAUCACCAUCACGGGCACGCCGCACCGCAUACAGAUGGCGCAGUAUCUGCUGCAGCAGAGUGUACACGAAAGCAACCCAUCUCUCGGCCGGGGUGGAAACUUUUGAUUGGUAUUAACACGAUACUGUUGCCUACAAUAAGAGAUUUGGUAACACGGAGGCUCAUUUUGUACCUAUUCUGAUUACAUUAUACAUAGAUCAUAUUUGUAUGAAAUCUAAUCAAUUGCUACGGGUUGUAAUAUUCUUGUGAAAUUUUUAUGAGAUGUGCAUUUAUCAUUAUUAAUACAAAGUUUAUUAAGAUUAAUCAAUAGCAAUGGUUUGAUUCAGCGAUGGUUUGUUACAUCGAUCUAUUUUUAAGUGAUAGAGUAUAGCAAUGAAAUAAAUAGUAUAUUUUGUGAA